Messenger RNA from Telopea speciosissima, 557 nucleotides. Its product is annotated as 60S ribosomal protein L35a-1-like. Gene Ontology annotation, biological process: ribosomal large subunit biogenesis; cytoplasmic translation. Gene Ontology annotation, cellular component: ribosome; cytosolic large ribosomal subunit. Lineage: Eukaryota; Viridiplantae; Streptophyta; Magnoliopsida; Proteales; Proteaceae. The transcript has a single exon. Bases 54 to 443 code for a protein of 129 amino acids. Gene Ontology annotation, molecular function: structural constituent of ribosome. The record is from RefSeq and is a predicted model, not a curated record.
CAGACAUUAGUAUCAUCCUCUGCCCGCCAUUAGCAAGGGAAAUCACAGCCAAAAUGGUAAAGGGGCGCCAAGGAGAACGUGUUAGAUUAUAUGUGAGGGGAACUGUCCUCGGUUAUAAGAGGGCAAAAUCAAAUCAAUACCCAAACACUUCUUUGAUUCAAAUCGAAGGUGUGAACACAAAGGAGGAGGUCGCAUGGUACUGCGGCAAGAGAAUGGCCUACAUUUACAAGGCUAAGGUGAAGAAGAACGGAUCUCAUUACCAAUGGAUUUGGGGAAAAGUCUCCAGGACAAACGGUAACAGCGGAAUCAUCCAGGAUAAGUUUAAAUCGAACUUGCCCCCCAAGUCCAAGGGUUCUAGGGUUAGGGUUUUCAUGUACCCGAGCAAAUAUAUAAGUGCUUUGGUAUAUGAAGACACCAUGUUGAAAAUUACUACCGAAGCAUAGAGGGUUUGGUUUUUACCAACCAUCUGGACCUAGGUUUUGAAGUUUUAGUAUUCAAGAGAUAAAAUAGCUAGUUUUGUUUUUCCAGGAUCAUAAAUCGAACAUUUAUGACUGUUU